AUGGUGGCUCUGCACACCCUUCAGCUGCUGCAGCAGGAGUGGGGCUCGGGGGACCGUCCGGACGCCCCCGGGAACCCGCAUGACCUAGACCACGUGCCCACCGCCCCAGCGUGUCGCUCAGGCCCAGGGCUGGCAGGGCCCAGGCGAGGGCGCGAAGAGCUGGUCACAGAGGAGCAGACAGACGCUCCUGGGCCCCCUCCAGCAGGAGCGGUCCUUCCCAUCCUCCUGAAGGACAGUGUUGAGCUUAGAAACAUCUGCAGUCAUUUGGCUCUACAAACUGAAGGACAGCAGUUUGACAGAGAUUUGAAUGCUGCCCAUCAGUGUUUGAAAACAAUAGUCAAGAAGCUGAUUCAGUCACUUGCUAAUCUCCCUUCUGAUGCCCACAUGGUAACCUGUGCUUCCUGGAGACAGAUCUUACAGAAUCUCCCCGACAUAUGA
Messenger RNA from Rangifer tarandus platyrhynchus (Svalbard reindeer), 438 nucleotides. NCBI's taxonomy places the organism in Eukaryota, Metazoa, Chordata, Mammalia, Artiodactyla, Cervidae. The record is from the annotation of a GenBank genome assembly.